Messenger RNA from Manihot esculenta (cassava), 970 nucleotides. RefSeq names its product ADP-ribosylation factor 2. Bases 180 to 725 code for a protein of 181 amino acids. Gene Ontology annotation, cellular component: cytoplasm. Gene Ontology annotation, biological process: intracellular protein transport; vesicle-mediated transport. Gene Ontology annotation, molecular function: GTP binding; GTPase activity. NCBI's taxonomy places the organism in Eukaryota, Viridiplantae, Streptophyta, Magnoliopsida, Malpighiales, Euphorbiaceae. The transcript has 7 exons. The record is from RefSeq and is a predicted model, not a curated record.
UUCCCUUUAUAUCACUCUCUCUCCUUCCAAUCUCUCUCCGCCUGUAACGCGUUGGUGUUAAGCUUCUUCUCUGUAGUUUCUUCCAUCUUUCUCUACCUCUCCAGCGCCCUCGCUUGUGAUUCUUCCUCAGAUCCCUCUGCGAAUCUCUCCAGAAAGGGAUCAAUAGCUGAGAAGCAGAAAUGGGGUUGACAUUCACGAAGCUUUUCAGCCGGCUUUUUGCCAAGAAGGAAAUGCGAAUUCUGAUGGUGGGUCUUGAUGCUGCUGGUAAGACUACAAUCCUGUACAAGCUCAAGCUUGGAGAGAUCGUCACUACUAUUCCAACUAUUGGUUUUAAUGUGGAGACUGUGGAAUACAAAAACAUCAGUUUCACUGUGUGGGAUGUUGGUGGUCAGGAUAAGAUUCGUCCCUUGUGGAGGCACUACUUCCAGAACACCCAGGGUCUCAUAUUCGUGGUUGACAGCAAUGACAGGGACCGUGUUGUGGAGGCAAGGGAUGAGUUGCACAGAAUGUUGAAUGAGGAUGAGCUGCGAGAUGCAGUAUUGCUUGUAUUUGCUAAUAAGCAGGAUCUUCCCAAUGCAAUGAAUGCUGCUGAAAUCACUGACAAGCUAGGGCUACACUCCCUCCGUCAGCGUCACUGGUACAUCCAGAGCACCUGUGCAACCUCUGGUGAGGGACUUUAUGAGGGCUUGGACUGGCUCUCGAAUAAUAUUGCUAACAAGGCAUAAAGGAAACAACGAGACAUUUUGUGGAAAGGCAAUUCUGGAUGCAGGGUGAAUAUUAUCUAGUGAUUUUUGUUUUUUUCUUUUAAUUUUCAUUUUCAUUUUCUUUUUUGAGAGAACUGGAUUGUGUGUACAUCCCUCUUCUUUUUGGGAUGAUCCUUGGAUUUAGGACCUGUUUAUGGUUUAUAUUGUUAGAAGAUGAGCUGGAUAUACUAUCGAGCAUUAAUCUGGAGUUGGAUGCUUUGAAUGUA